AUGCCAAGCGCGAUGACUGUAUUACCAGAUCGUCGUAAAAUGUUAGUCAUCCGGCGCUGCGACGGAGCCCCGCCCACGGCUCCACCGUCUCCGCUACUGGAGACCAAAAUAGAUCUCAUUCGUAUAACAACGUGGCUUCUCUUCAACUAGCAGUCUUCUCUCUCUUUUAUUCUUUUUAUUAUAUCAAAGCUACCAAGUCUUCCUUGAUUAGACAUAGAAGGAUCAUAGCCGAAAACCAAAAAGAAAAAGCAGAAAUUCUCAAUCUUCGCAGUUUUGAUUUGAUUUUGCCCAAAAGUUACUAAAAAUUUCCGUAGCUUCACCGUUUCAUCUUUGUCUUUUUUUUUCAUAUUCUUACCUCUUCAACCAGGGAACGUUUUUACUACCUCCCCCCGCCCCUUUGAAGAGGGAAAAACUUUAAAAGAGUAAAUUUUUUUCUAUCUAACCAGGGAACGUUUUUCAACCCCCCGGUUGAACUUUUUGCUGAAAUUUUGCUGAAGUGUACAUAAGGACCCCCUGAUUGCAGAUCAAGAAAAAAAAAUUUGCGCAAUAGAUCUUGUUUCCGAGUUAUGGAGCUUCAAAGUGUGCAAAAUACUCAAAUUAGGCCAAAAAAGCGCUAUUUCGGGCUAUUGAAGUGUCCUAACUUGAAAACGAGAUCUGAAAAAUGUUCCUUAGUAAAAUCUAAAGGCUGAGUCUCAAAAAAAAAACUUUUUAUAUUGAUUAUGACUCUCUCACUUUUUUGAAAUGAGGGAUUUUUUUCUUCGAAAAAUUCUUCUCAGAAAAACAAUGCUGCAAGACUCCCAAGAAAAUUGUUUAUUCCAACAAAACGAUCCAUUUGUUUUUGGGUAGUGAUCCUUGUAUUAUUAUCGGAAUUCUGCAUAUUUUGAGGCAGAACUUUUUUUCAAUCAUCUCGCAUUUUUGCAGACACACCAUGGAAGAAUUGACCAAUGAGCAAAUCGAAUUCGGCGAAAUAGCUAAGAGCCUGAGGAAUGAUCCGAGGAGCCUCACCAACAUCAGAACUAGGGGUGGUGCGUUGAUGAUUUCUUAGACCAUACAGGAGUUUAUCAUUUUGAAGAUCAAAAUAAAAUAAAAUAGGGCGAGGAAGCAAUAAGAGUUGCUUAAUUUUCGAGCUUAAGAGAACCUGUAACACUGCUCCCAUUACAAAUAUGACCACCUGGAAGCUUCAACUUUUUUUUGAAGUUUUCUGCUUUUUUACGUUUCAAAAUCGGAUCUUUCUUUCUUUGCGGGAAAACAGUACUUUAACGCCUUCAGGGAAAAUGUUACUUCGCUUGAGAUUUCGAAUUCUAGCAAAAAGUGACUUGGCUCCAGUUUUGUAUUGGAUCAUCCUCUUUGAAGUUUUAAACAGUCGAGUUAGUUUUUUUUUUUUGGAGGGUAGACGUCUUGAAGCUUAAAGCUUUGGUGAGCUACUUGAUGAACAGUUUUUUAUUUUUUGAAAUUUCCAAUCCCACGAAAACUCAGAAAAAAAAACCAUACAGUACUGGCCAAUCAGCUUUGAAAGAGUUUUUUGGGCACAUCUUCUUUAAAAUGGCCCAAAUGCCUUGUACGAAAAAAAAAGGUUUUUUAGAUUGAGACUUUCUUGUAUGAAAUACAAUUUUUUGGAGUUAUCGGAGUUUCAGAAAGGUUGAGCUCCAUACUUGAAAGUUAUGAGGAAAACCAUUUUUUUGUGUCCUUACUGGCGUUUCAGUAAGUUGACCAAUUUUGAGAAACUCUAAGAAAACUUCCAAGCACAAAAGAAAAUGGAAAAUCAUUCCAAGGAAUUGAAAAUAUUCCCACAAAAAAACGAACAUUUUCCAAAAUUUAUUUUUUUUUAGGCUUGAAGGACUGUGGUCCGCUUCAGAAAGCGUUUUACAAUCUGAAAGAACCUUACGUCGAUCCCAGUAUGUUUCCAUUCAAAACUUUACAUUUUCAUUUGAACAUUUUUGAAGACUACUUCCAUCAUGUGAAGUACCAUGGGUUCAGGCCGGCCACAUUGAGAGACUUGAUUAGAACUAUCAAUCAUCAAAACCAAGGAUCCUCAAGAGGUAGAUCUCCUAGCUGGUAGUAUAUUGAUUACCACCGAAAGUUUGCAGCGGAUCGCUACCUCCGUUGGAUCGCCCACUGCUUAUCCUUCUACCCGGAUCAGGAUAUGGAGCUUCCUCACACCGGCGUCAAUUUGAAGCAGCCAAAUUGUGACGCCUCGACGGACCGGGGGCAGCCGACCCACUCUCGCCCCUCUGGUACUCCGGUCCUCAGACCUUUCAACCCUCCGACUCCUUCUGGGGACGCAGCCCUGUUCCUGGCGCAUUAUUGGGCCCAACUUGCAAAUGUUUUGCUUGACAAUCAGCAGUCCUACACUCAUCAGGUACGGAGUUUUCUGGCAACUUUGAAUUUGAAACAGAUUUAUUGAUGAAUGCUUCGGAUAAGGUGGGAGGUUGGAGAUAUUUAGUUCGAUGACUUGGCAAAAGUGUGUAAAAAAAUCCUUUUGAGUCACGUUUGACGCGUCUUUAAUGCACCCAUCCAGAUAUAGUUUGUGUUAUGGAAAGCUAUAAUUGAUAUAUGAAUCGCAGACAAUGUUUGGAAAAAAAUCGUCUUUCUUAAGCCGUACAGCGAAAAAAAUUUUUCCCAACUCAGAAACAAACCUUUUUAAUGGUUUAAACGUAAUUUUAAAACUUCAGCUGAAAUGGAUGAUUCGCGAGUGCCGCAACUGGGACUUCGAACGUGUCGCUCACGAGGACGACGAGUACCUCCCGAAAUUCCCUCAAUAUCAUUUCGAUCUUGGCGAGAACGUAAUGAUUUCAGUUGAAACAAUUGUAAAAAUCUAAAUUUAGAUGCGAGGAAACCAAGAAGAGCCGCAGUUCUUUUCUUCUUGCGACCCGCAAUUCUCGAACCCAUUGCCAGAGUUUGAGGUGGAGUGACAUUUUCUUUCAUCGAAUAUUGUUAAAAAUAGAGCAAGCUGAAAAAAAUUGGAAAAAUCAAGCAUGACGAAACGAGAGUCUUUGAAAACUUCAUAAAAUGCUUUGUAAAAAUCCCGAGUCCUUUUUAAACUAAAGAGAAGUCACUCCAUAAAAAAAAUCGCCAAAAAGCUCUCUGAAUAAUAAAUUUUUUAAGUAUCAUUUUUUCCUUUUUUCUAACUUUUGAGGAAAGCUCAAAGUUCAAUAGUAGCCGACUUAACCAGUUUUCCACGAUUUUCUCUGGCUAUGUAGCAUUUUUUUUCGAAAUAAGCAGAGUUCCGUAUGGUAAAAUACUGUACUUCCGUAGUUUCCUUGAAAUACCGUUUCUCCUAAGGAAUUUUUCCUGUUUUUGCUUCUAAUGAGCAGAAAGAGUCAGAAUUUUAUUUACUCAACCAAAUAUUUUUCAGGAAGAGAAGAGAAUCGGAAGUGAUCAGGAAACUGUUGAUAUUUUCAACCGUAUCUAUGAGUGGCUUGAUGGGAUGACGUCGGGCCCAACCAGUAUGGAAUAA
Messenger RNA from Caenorhabditis auriculariae, 3457 nucleotides. NCBI's taxonomy places the organism in Eukaryota, Metazoa, Nematoda, Chromadorea, Rhabditida, Rhabditidae. The record is from the annotation of a GenBank genome assembly.